This is a messenger RNA of Trypanosoma grayi, 615 nucleotides long. Its product is annotated as cyclin. Bases 1 to 615 code for a protein of 204 amino acids. The record is from RefSeq and is a predicted model, not a curated record. The transcript has a single exon. NCBI's taxonomy places the organism in Eukaryota, Euglenozoa, Kinetoplastea, Trypanosomatida, Trypanosomatidae. Gene Ontology annotation, biological process: regulation of cyclin-dependent protein serine/threonine kinase activity. Gene Ontology annotation, molecular function: protein kinase binding.
AUGGCUGAUAUUAUCACCGUGUAUGUUCAGCACCUCAUGAAAGUACAGUCUGAAAUGAGAGAGGAGCCGACCGAAUUGGAGGUUGCAUCACCCACUGAAUCCUUUCCAUCCUUCAAAAUUUUUUCUGGAGAUUUUGUACCCAAUAUAUCGUUGGAGAAGUACACGCAUCGCCUUGUAACGUACAUACAGUGUUCACCCGAAGCAUAUAUAUUUGCCUUGGCAUAUAUUCGACGACUAUUCUUCCGCAGGUUCCCGUUGCACUCGGGCAAUAUCCACCGCGUACUCCUUACCGCCGUAGUUAUCGCAGCGAAAACAAGAGACGACUUGUACUUUUCGAUGAGUUACUACGCGCACGCUGGAGGUGUAAGUAACCGCUACCUGAACAUGAUGGAACUUCGCUUCUUGGCCGACUUGAUUGAUUUUAGGGCGGAGGUAUCACCUACAGAGUACCGACUUGUCUGUAACUCCAUCAUAACGGCUAAGUCCUUCCAAAGGGUAAGCAGCAAUAUGUCCGACCUGUGCGACGUCACAGCUAGUAACACUCCUUCAGAGUUGGAAGACACCCCUUUGGCUGGGAAGCCACAAUGGAUCACGGAGUGCCAGUUGCAUUGGUAA